AUGCCCUCACUGGAUGCGUUGCCGAGCCGGGAUAGCGUUAGCGAGGUACACACAGGGUCUUCUCCUAGUGAUGAUGGGACGGAAGUAAAUGAAAUGACGUUGGAAAAGGAAGAUUCGCUACCGACAACGGAGUCGAUGAUGGAGACAUCAUGCCGCCAACAGCAGAACGUAGAUGAUUGCGGCUUUUUACUCGCCCUUGCGAUGAGGCGGGUUAUGAAGAAGCCAGAGGGUGAGUAUCCAUGUAUUGCCGGCUUGUUAUACCGCAGUCGCGUCCCCUAUGCAGUGUGGCAGCUCCGCUUCCACCAGUUUGCGGGCAGUGUUUUACGUUUCUCAAAGCCGUCACCGGGUGGAAAACGCGCUCGCUGGUGGAAGGUCUUGACUGGUCGCGAACUCUUACAUGUCGAGCUGGAUAACGGCAACACUGUCAUUGGGGAGGCACAUCCACCAAACUGCUCUCAUGGACAAAGUUGCAUUUCAAUAUAUUUUAAAAAACGCACUGAAGCCGCUCCUCGACGGCUGCGCCUGUGCAGCGCAAAGCAGCGAGAUACACUUGCGUGGUUCUUUGCUCUCCGCUAUGUGACACAACAGAUGGAUUGCCCCAGUUAG
This is a messenger RNA of Trypanosoma rangeli, 606 nucleotides long. RefSeq lists its product as uncharacterized. The coding region runs from base 1 to 606 and encodes 201 amino acids. NCBI's taxonomy places the organism in Eukaryota, Euglenozoa, Kinetoplastea, Trypanosomatida, Trypanosomatidae. The transcript has a single exon. The record is from RefSeq and is a predicted model, not a curated record.